Trichosporon asahii var. asahii CBS 2479 is the source of this 2334-nucleotide messenger RNA. RefSeq lists its product as uncharacterized. NCBI's taxonomy places the organism in Eukaryota, Fungi, Basidiomycota, Tremellomycetes, Trichosporonales, Trichosporonaceae. The transcript has a single exon. Bases 1 to 2334 code for a protein of 777 amino acids. The record is from RefSeq and is a predicted model, not a curated record.
AUGGGUGUUCUGGUUUCGCUCCUGGCGAAGUGGGACGACUUUCCCGACUACAACAACGACUCUGACAGCCCUGACGAUGAGGAUGAGGACGAGCCCGUCCGCAGGGCGGCGUUUGCUGUCUUUCUGCGCGAGCUCUGGCGGCAGACGGGAUACUUCAUGCGCCUGAUCUUCGAGCUGUACUACCAGUCCUUGCUCCCUUCUUUCCCUCCUUCCUACUCCACGAUCAUGAGGUCGGCGCGCUCUCUUUACCGUUACUUGCGUAGGCAGCGUAAGAGGGAGUACAAGGUCAACAUCGCCAAGAGGAAGAAGGCGCGCCGCCGCCGAAUGAAGGCGCCUUACUUCACCGGGGGCUGGUAUCCGAUUCCUCGCGUUCCCGAGAAGGUCUGGGAGCGCUCUAGGCGCGGGAGCAGGGCCUACUACACAGACAAGAACGAGCCCAAUGACGAGUGGGAGGACGACGCCAAGGGCGGCCAGGAGAACAUCGUGCGUGAUGACCCCCCGCCCUACAGUGCGAUCGACGCAAACAAGAGCGUGUCCGGCAGCGAGACCGAACGCGCGGAGGGCGGUCGUACUUCCUCCCGCCGUCCCUUCGUCCGUGAGCUUCCGCCUCACAUGACCAUUGUUCGCCGCCGCGGCAAUGCUAUGUCCUCUGGCGUCGCCUACCCUCGUCCCCAGCACUACCGCGACAUCCUUCGCUUCUCGCCUGGUGCCGGGAACGAUCGCCGCAACUACUUCGACCGUCGCGCCGAUGACGACAGUGGCGGCCAGCGCUCCACUCAGACCAACCGUGGCCACGGCCACCAGAACCGCGCGGCGAACGUUGGAUAUGGCCACGGACUCGGUGGACACGGCGACAACGACAUCACCAACGGAGGCAGCAUGUACGGGGACUUCUAUGACACUCCCGAUGUGACUUUGAUCCGUGGUCUCCUCGGCCUUGGCAGUGCUCGUAUCAACGGCCCGGGUGCCAGCGUCAACGACUGCAACAACGUUGAUGGCCGCCCCACUCCCAACGACCGCGUCACUGCCCGCGGUGACGACAUGUUUUGCAACGGCUCCGUUGCGGACACCGACACCGCCGAGGCUCUGGGUGGUCCUCUGCUCGAGGCAGCCAUCCAGGAGCUCAAGGAUGAAGGUCCCCACACCGGCGGCGAUGACCCCGCCGUUUGCCCCUCUCCGUCCGACACGGACCUGUUCCAGUGGUCCAAGUCGCCCACUGAGACCCCCAAGACUGACCCGCGCCCCAUCAAGAAGCCCAUCAAGUCUGGCCGAGACUUUGGCCCCGCGCAGCGUGUCUCCGGCGGCAGGGCGAGGCACCUCAAGCCCAAGAUCGAUGAGAAGCGCGUCAAGGCCUUGGGCGACUGGUACGACCAGUGGAUGGAGGGUCGCGCGGCGCGCAAGAAGCAGCUCGUGGACGACGCGGACUGCGGCAAGGUGGACAAGAAGCCCAACGGCGACCUGAACAAGGAGACCGACGUUAUCCCGGCCCUGCCCACGGAGGUCAUGCAGGUCGUCGUCCGCUUCGCGGACUACGCGAGCGUGCUCGCCCUGCGGGCCUCGAACUCGGCCCUGCGCGACCUGAUCGACAAGGAGCUCCGCGGCACCGAUCUCCUCGUCACGCGCUCGUACUCGGACAAUCCGUACGUUGCGCGCCUCCUCGUCCCCGGCCACCCGGAGUGGGGCGCGACGCCCUUCCUGUCCCCCUACACCUCGCCCGCGCAGCAGCGUUCCGCCUUGAGCCGCGUGAAGCGCGUCGAGAUCAAGAAACUCCCUCCCUCCGGCGAACUCAACACGCUGCUGGGAUACCUCCCCCCCACCGCUCUGGUCAAGGUGCACCACGCCGAGCUGAGGCUGGGAUGCGGCGGCCCCGCGUGGGUGCCGUUCCACUGUCUCCCGACCGUGUCUCUGAUCUCGGUGCUGUACGACCCGCACUGCGCGUGCACCGACGGCGCGCACUUCCGCGCGGGCGUGUCGUGGCUGCACACGUCCGUGCUCGCGAUCACGCUGAGCAGGUGGGCGUUCGACGCGCGCACCUGCCGCAUGGUGAGCGACCUGGCGCAGUCGAGCCACGACGUGCUCGAGAUCAGGCUCGACAUGGAGAAGGAGAUGGCGGAGCAGAACGAGUUCCGCAAGGGCGUCAAGACGCAUGAGGGGUGGGGCAGGGAGAAGCACAUCAAGGUCCUCAUGGGCGUCGGCAUGUGGUGGGCCGUCGCGGAGGUGCGGGCUUGGGUAGCGAGCGUCCUCAAGGUCAAGGUCGAGAGGGUACACGCUGAGAAUGAGGAUGCGGGGAGGAGGAGCUGGAGCACGCCUGGCGUUGGCGUUGGCGCGAUGUAG